Molecule: messenger RNA, 5392 nt
Organism: Dermacentor albipictus
Lineage: Eukaryota; Metazoa; Arthropoda; Arachnida; Ixodida; Ixodidae
Cellular component (GO): cytoplasm
Molecular function (GO): glycosyltransferase activity
Source: RefSeq, a predicted model, not a curated record
GUUCAGGCAACCGGGGCAACCGUCAUGGCCGCGCAUGGCCGCGCUCUAAGUCAAAAAUUCUUGUCUACAUCGCUUUAUGGCCUUGCACCAGGCGGUGUCAGGCGUGAUGUGAAUGCCAACCAGUCGCAGCGGCGUGAAAUGUUGUGAACGGAACUUAAUGGAACCGAGAUGAGUGGCUGCUGGCGGAGGGUCCUGCCAACACCGCGCAUCCUCACCCUCUUCCUGGUACUGGUUGGCUUUGCGCUGGUGUUGUUCAUCUAUCUCCCACGAUCGUUUGAGGAACGUUUGGUUCGAUCACCACGCCGAAGAAUUCCAGUGCUGCUAGCCUACGAAGGCGAAGCUGAAGUGCACACAUUCUUCUGCGACACGCACACUACACAGUGCCCACGCAUUGAGUUCACGCCAGCUUCUGGAUGGCAGGGAGGAAUCCCAGGCGUGCCCGACCUGCACCUGCUUUCGGCACACUACGACACCCGGGUGUGGGUGCAUGGCGGAAAGAAUCGGCACUAUGUCAGGCUCCUUGGUGUCAUCAAAUCAGAGGACGCAGACUCUCUCCGCUUCUUCUGCCAGAUGUGGUACCAGGAGCUCCCACAUCCUAUCGUGGUUGAGUCUGAUCGCACUGAGAUAUGGGUUCCAGCAUGGGAUGGGCACACGUCACCUGGCCACUACUACCGGCCUUUCAUCUUCUCCUGUCCCGUGCCAUUCAAUGUCUCUAGUCCUCUCGGCAGCGGUCCGGCCAAUGUUUCACUUGUUGCCGAGCCAUGUGCCUGUCCACCCAAUUCUUUGGCUCUUCCAAAAACUCCCGAAAAGGACCCAAAACGGGGCAUUGCGGUGUGUGUUAAGGGACUGGACUUUCCAGAAGACAUCUCUGCCAGACUGGUGGAAUGGCUCGAGCUCCAGUUCCUCCUAGGUGCUGACACUGUGUUCUUCUACAUCUUUCAGGUCCAUCCUAAAGUUGACCUUAUCUUACGUUACUACCGCCGGUUUCGCCGGGUCCAAUUCGAAAGGAUCCAGCUGCCAGGUUUGGAUGAGCCGCGUAUUCCAGCCAAGCGGAGGCACUACCUUGCCAACAACACCUGGCAGAAGCGCCGGCAUGAACUGGUCCCUUACAACGACUGCUAUUACCGGCACAUCCCUACCCACGAGUUUGUCCUGCUUGUUGACAUCGACGAAGUUGUCCUGCCACGCCGACACACAACGUGGCAGAAGCUGCUUGACGACAUCGUCUCUGCAUCACCCAACAUGCUGGCAACGUACGCCUCCUUGGCAGUGCCCAAUGUCUACUUUUUUGACCACUUCGAGCGUGAAAAGAGCUGGUCUUGGUUCCUGAGCCGUGUUACAAGGUCAGCCAACUUCACACGACCAGGGUUUGCGGUGAAGAGUUUCUUCACCACAAACUCUUCCCUGGCCGUGUUUAAUCACUACACCCUGGUCCCGCUCUAUGGGAAGCUCCAGCGAACUGUCCUCUUGAACAAGAAGGAUGUUCAGUUAAACCACUACAGGGCUAAGUGCCCAUUUGAAAUGGAAGUCCUCUGUAAGGAUGACUAUUUCCGUUUUACUGUGAAGGACAAGAUGUUGUGGAAGCUGGAGAGCAAGUUUAUGAGUAAAGUGCGAGAAACGAAGGAAGGUCUGAGAACAAAGUUUCUUGUUCACGUCGGAAAAGAGGGCACAAGGUGAUGCCAUUGAGAGUUACUGGUUAACCUAACUUUUGCAAUGCAGAAGUGGCGUAAUUAAGAAUUUGACAAAAAGCUGGGCACUAACCAAGUCAAAUUAAACUAUCGACGUCUCUAGUGGUGGGACAGCCAUUUUACCUUCUGACACAGGUCUUGGUACAGUGUUCAAAAAUGCACCUAUAUACCAGAUAUCAUCUCAAUUUUUACCGAAAUAGUCAACAGAUGUAGCGGAGCCAACUUUAGGCGCAUCACAGAGGCAUUCGGACUGAAUAUUACUGAAGCAGUUUCAAUAUUUUCAAUAGAAUGGCUUCCCAUGUGCGUAUAUUGCAUUGUAACCCUGCUUCUACGAUUUAGACUUGCAUAAGGUGUUGCAUAUUCAGCACGCUUGAAACAAGCAACAAGAUGAUGCCCAAGUACACAUGCAACCAAACUAAAGUUACAGCGAAGACUUCUACAGGUUUUUAGCAUACAUCUAUAGGGUGUCCCAGCUAACAUUAGCCAAGCUGUUAACUAAAAGAACAAAAAAGUAUGGUGGAAGAUACGAUUAUAAGACCUAUGGUGUUAUGAUCGUAUCUUGCACCGUCCUUCUUCUCUCUCUCUCUCUCUUGUAACAGCUUGGCUAACGUUAGCUGAUACACCAAGUAUAGCUGUGCCAUGGAACAUGCCAUGCUGGUAGGAGGAAUACCAAUCCGCAACACAUACAAAAAGACCGCACAGCACCAGUACAUGCGAACAAAAGCAAGAAAACUGCGAGUGGAGAACCGACGGCGUUGGCCGCUCCACUGACCUCCAGAUGAUAAUGAUGGCCGACGAUGGCAUGUUUUACGUUUUGGUUUCAGUUUUACUGCCAAGGCAGCAUCAAGGGAAGGGGACUCAUUCUUAUGCUUCACUGGGUGCAAUUUCCCGCUAAAAUGGCGUUUUGGGGAAGGAAGGCCCAAAUUACCGCUCUUGACGUAACAGGUGCAGCUGUUCCACCACUGCAUUUCCCACUUCCAUAGAAAACCCUUGUUCACAAGAUAGCAAGCAAAAGUUCUGCACAGAACCUGAAACAGCAGAAAGAGCCAUUUUGUGCUUUUGUUGUUUCAGUUCCAGUAUUGUACCCACGUUAGUAAGAUCGUGAACAAAGGUUGCAUGAGGAUUCUGAAACACCAGAGUUAUAAUUGGACUUGGUCAAUGACCAGGCUUUUUAUUUAAAGGCCAACUGCAAUGAAAUUUCACUUUGGCUAAAUUCAUAAAUAAGUGAGAACUAUAUAAAGCAAUUUUGGUAAAGCUGAAGGACUGGUAGCUGUCUAAUUUCCUUAUUAACAACCGUAAAAGAGCACCUAAGCAGACAUGUGCAUCUGGUGAUUAGCAGAUAUGACACAAAUAUAAGACUAUAGUCUCAAGGAUGUUCAGCAUACCACAAAUGCCACACAAUCAUGGAGGUCAUGCCAAUGAGCCAUGCUGAUUGUCAACAUUCAGAAUCAGUGACAUUCUUUUUACUCAUCAAAAAAGUACCUUCACCAGCUUACUUGUGAGGCACCCACUUGUAUUUCAAGUUUUGCAUGGAGUCUGCUUUAAAGCAACGCUGUCUCAAAUGAGGCUUCUUACGCAGUCAAACAUUUUGUUGCAUUUGGCCUUUAAGAAGCAGGGAAUGUUAUGCUUUGUCACUUUGCUCACUGCAACUUAUCAUUAGGGUAGCGCUUCAAAAAUGGUGUCUAAAAGCACUGUGAGGAAGUCUUACCUUCAUCCAAUCGGGCUUUGUGACAGAGAAGCUCGAAACUUAUUGCAAUGUUAUCUGAGUCAUAGAAUUUGCAGUCAGGCUUUCUGUGAUAAUGAAUUUGAUAGCCCUGGUGCAGCUAGAGACUUGAGACAGUGACAAGACAUCAAGCUUUUCUCAAACUUUUUUAAACACACACUCCACUUAUGGUAUCUCAGCUAUGACAACAAGCUUAGUCCUUAAUUCCAUUUUCAUAUGUGCUAAUUUGAGUGCUACAUGAGAAUGCAAGUUUGUGAGAAAGAAGUCAUCAUCAGAACAGAACACUAAGAGUGCACAAUUUGUAAGAAAAAGCAAGGAUGUAGGAUGUUUUGCCAAUUCAUGCCAAUACAUAGAAAAAGCAAAAAGAGCCUCUUAUUAGGUAAAGAUCAUUCUAACUUCUAAAAAAUCUAGUUGCAAAUGAACUUUAGAGAAUGAUAAAAGUAAAAUGCCAAGUUUUUUCAAAAUUCUUAUGUGAAGCCAGCUGUGCAAGGGGAAAAGUCCUCCAUUCUCCAUGUGUUCAAACAGGAAAACCAAAGUUAGGCUCAAGACAGAGCUUCAACUUAAUGCCACAGCGGCAGCUUCAAGCUCAACCAAGAUGGCAGUCUAUUAGUCACUGCAGUGUCUAGCAUUCUGCGCUCAUGGUUGUACAACUUGACACAGGCAUGUGAUGAGACAUUACCUUCCUGUCAUGCCCAUGAAUUCACUCUUGCCUUUCUUGGCCUGGGUGAAUUUUUCAGCUGCUUUAUUUCUUUCUGAAUUCAUCAACAGUGGUUAAAAAAGGACGUAUCUGGACCCAACCUUUUGACAAGGGGAUAUGUCAUCAUCAUGGCAAAAACUCCUUUCCUUUCACAAUGGUUGCGUAACUCGCUCUCCCCAACCGUCAGUGGGGAAGGAGCAUAAAUGGUUGCAUCAAGUAGGGUGACAUAAGUAACAUUCCGGUGACACAGGGCACUUUAGAUUGUGGUCGAGCCCUAUCAGGAAUGAUUUUCUCAAUCGCGAUUUGCCUAGAAAAAAUACAAAUAAUUACAAUACAAACAAAUGGGCCAUCUGACACUUUCACAUUAAAAAAAUAUAUGUAAAUAAAGGGGAGGGGGGCACUGAUUCUUCCAAGGAGUAGAGGUGAACAAAAUAAAUAAUCUUCGCAUGUAAACUGGCAUUGUCAAACUGGUGGGCUUGUUUGCGUUCACAGAAAAGUGUAUAUUCCCUUGUCUGCAUACUCUCAAGUCACAAGUACCAACUAGUUCCCUUGUUGAAACUUUGGUUCCAGAGACAUCACUUGUUCAACCACUUUAGUGGUUCUUCCUGUGUAACACUGUCUUUUUCUUGUUUCUGAGUUCUCCAUCAUGUUAAAGAAUGUAAAGUCAUCUGUUACAUCAGCAGACCCAUCCUGGUGACUCCAUACAGCCUCAGCAUUGAGUUAGAAUCUAAAAUUUUACAUAUUAGUUUAUCUUUUACUAUAGUUGUCAGAGUGAUAUCAUGAACAAAGUCAAUGUGACAAUGUGCCAUUAUUUGGUCGCACUAACAGAAAUGAUUUUUAUAGUGCACUUUUUGAUUGUUCAGUCAUAAUUGUAUGGAUGCCCUGGACAGCUAUUUUAACUCUUUUCUACAGUGCAAAUAUUUUUACCCGUGGCCCUGGAGCUCUAUAAAGUGCCUUACUGAUGUAGAGGAGCUGUGUUAAUACCAGUGUUUGUGCAGAGAGUGAGUACAGAUCUACAACCAAGUCUAUGUCAUGAUGUGUAUUGUAUCCGGUGUAUAUCGUAUUUGUUGCAACUUUGCCAAGUUUUUUACUUUUUUAAUCGCAUGCCUUUUCAUGCUUUUGUGUUUCUCAUGCCGAAUGAAUCUCAUAUGUAUAGCAUCAACUGCCUUUUAAUGCACUUUUAGCAAGAAGGAUUUAUGGUGCCUUUUUGGUUUUCGUUGAAACAAGCACUCUACGUAAAAAUUGAUGCGCCUUUUGAAUAGAUGUAUGUGUUUACACACUUGU